AUGGCGAUGGCGAGUUUGGGCAGGCGAAGAGCGACAACCUUGUUGUAUUCAUCCUCCAACCACAAAUUCUCGUCCAUUCUGGCCAGGGGAUUCGCCUCCGGAUCCGAUGAGAACGACGUCGUCGUCAUUGGUGGCGGCCCCGGUGGUUACGUGGCGGCUAUCAAGGCGGCGCAGCUGGGCCUCAAGACCACCUGUAUCGAGAAACGUGGCACCCUCGGCGGUACCUGCCUUAACGUUGGCUGCAUCCCUUCUAAGGCCUUGCUGCAUUCUUCCCAUCUGUAUCAUGAAGCAAAGCAUUCAUUUGGCCAUCAUGGUAUCAAGGUUGGUUCGGUGGAGGUGGAUGUAGCAGCGAUGCUGGCCCAAAAAGAUAACGCCGUGGGUAACUUGACUAAAGGCAUCGAGGGUCUCUUCAAGAAGAACAAAGUAAACUACGUGAAGGGAUAUGGCAAGUUCCUAUCCCCUUCUGAAGUAUCUGUAGAGACCCCAGAUGGUGGCAACACAACUGUGAAAGGAAAGCAUAUUAUAAUAGCCACUGGUUCUGAUGUAAAAACCCUCCCCGGGAUCACCAUAGACGAAGAGAGGAUUGUGUCAUCUACUGGUGCUUUAGCAUUGAAGGAGGUUCCCAAGAAACUCGUAGUGAUAGGGGCUGGCUACAUUGGUCUGGAAAUGGGUUCUGUUUGGGGUCGGCUGGGGUCGGAGGUCACUGUUGUUGAAUUUGCCGCAGACAUUGUUCCAAGCAUGGAUGGCGAAAUCCGGAAACAAUUCCAACGAGUCCUUGAAAAGCAGAAGAUGAAAUUCAUGCUUAAAACUAAGGUGGUGUCUGUUGACACCACGGGAAGUGGUGUGAAGUUGAUCCUUGAACCAGCAGGCGGUGGCGAGCAGACCAUGCUCGAGGCUGACGUUGUUCUUGUUUCUGCUGGAAGAGUGCCAUUUACUGCAGGACUGGAGCUGGAGAAGAUAGGGGUCGAAACUGACAAGGGGGGUCGCGUGCUUGUGAAUGAGCGGUUUGGCACAAACGUGGGAGGUGUGUAUGCAAUCGGGGAUGUGAUCCCGGGGCCUAUGUUGGCUCACAAGGCGGAAGAAGAUGGCGUAGCGUGUGUGGAGUACAUUGCGGGCAAGGAAGGGCACGUGGACUACGAGCUAGUGCCAGGGGGUGAGGUUGCAGCGGUGGGGAAAACGGAGGAGCAAGUGAAGGCCCUCGGAGUUGAGUAUGGCGUGGGGAAGUUCCCUUUGGUGGCGAACAGCAGAGCCAAGGCGAUGGACGAUGCAGAGGGGCUGGUGAAGAUAGUGGCGGAGAAGGAGAGCGACAGGAUCUUGGGAGUGCAUAAUGCAGGUGAGCUCAUUCAUGAAGCUGCUUUGGGCAUGCAAUAUGGAGCUUCGAGUGAAGACAUUGCCAGAACAUGCCAUGCUCAUCCUACUGUCAGCGAGGCUGUUAAGGAGGCCGCCAUGGCCACUUAUCACAAACCCAUUCACAUUUGAUCUUCUUCUUCUAGUUUGUGUAAUAAGAAAUAUUCCAUGAUUGUUUUAUUUUGACAAUAUAAAAGGUAUUAAACUGAGGUCCUUGUAAAUGUGUGGCUACUCGCUUCAUGAUGUUGGGAUGGGGCCUACUAUUGCUAGGAAUAGGAUUAUGAAAUUAUCAAAUUGCAUACUAUAUAAAGAUAGAUUUAUGGCAAA
Molecule: messenger RNA, 1674 nt
Organism: Salvia miltiorrhiza (redroot sage)
Lineage: Eukaryota; Viridiplantae; Streptophyta; Magnoliopsida; Lamiales; Lamiaceae
Product: leghemoglobin reductase-like
Cellular component (GO): mitochondrion; oxoglutarate dehydrogenase complex
Molecular function (GO): dihydrolipoyl dehydrogenase (NADH) activity; flavin adenine dinucleotide binding
Source: RefSeq, a predicted model, not a curated record